Molecule: messenger RNA, 729 nt
Organism: Loa loa (African eye worm)
Lineage: Eukaryota; Metazoa; Nematoda; Chromadorea; Rhabditida; Onchocercidae
Exons: 4
Coding region: 109-537 (142 amino acids)
Biological process (GO): mitochondrial translation
Cellular component (GO): mitochondrial large ribosomal subunit
Molecular function (GO): structural constituent of ribosome
Source: RefSeq, a predicted model, not a curated record
AAUUAUAGAGUCCAGUUUUUGAUAUACUGUUCACAGCAGAAGUUGUAGCUAUCUGAUCCGUUCUACUGAGAGUACUGUUUUCUAAGUAACUGAUUGUAAUUUCUUUAGAUGCGGUGCAUGCGUAUAUUACAUCCAUCAAGUGCUGGGUUCAUGUAUAACACACGUCAUAGUUAUCGAGUUAGAUUUCUGCGUGAUUUCAACAAACAAGAAGAACCGAAAUUGAGGACAGUUCCAACAAAAUGGAAGGGUCGUGUACAGUGGUGGAGAGAACCUAUCUACAUCGCACCACAUGUGAAUAUCUUACAGAAGGGAAUCGAUUUUACCUAUAAAGAUGGUCGACCAGUCUAUGUAACAUCUCUGGAUGAACUGCGGAGGAAAAAGGAACAGAUCGAAUUGGGGAAACAAAUUGUCAAACUUCUUGGUGAAGUGAAUGAAGCCGAAGAAAUGUAUAAGCAGCAAUUGGAAGCCGAAAAACAAGAAAAUGAAAGAAGUCUUGCUAUGGCACCAAUACCAAAAGGUACACAGGAAAUAUCGUAAAAGUCGAACAUAUCUUGGACGUAUGUGUUUGCAUGGAAUACACGCUUGCCAUUUGCAAGUAUUUUUGGCAAAUACUUGCCAUUUGUGAUACGGAAUUGUUUAAGGGGAGAAUAUGCCGAAUGUUCAAAUAUAUAUUUUCCAUAUAUGAAUUGAUCAUUUCUGUACAUAAAUUGAGAAAAAUUUAAAGCUGCA